Messenger RNA from Rhagoletis zephyria (snowberry fruit fly), 833 nucleotides. RefSeq names its product 23 kDa integral membrane protein-like. The record is from RefSeq and is a predicted model, not a curated record. Lineage: Eukaryota; Metazoa; Arthropoda; Insecta; Diptera; Tephritidae. Gene Ontology annotation, cellular component: plasma membrane.
CCACACAUUUUUCAAUUUCAGAUAAUUGGCAUUUUGGGCAUCGUUUUUGGUGUAUUAAUUCUCAACAACAUCGGCACUAUCGAGGUCGAUGGCCAAGUCGGUUUCCCACCACAAGCCAUUGUACCAAUUAUACUCAUUACUAUUGGUUCAAUUGUGGUAUUCAUCUCAUUCCUGGGAUGCUGUGGCGCCAUACGUGAAUCCGUAUGCAUGACUAUGACUUAUGCCGUCUUCCUGUUGGUGCUACUCAUUCUACAACUGACUAUUGUUGUACUCCUAUGGACCAAUAAGGAUAAAUUUACCGCAGCAAUGGGUGAGGUCAUCGAUAAGGCUUGGGAGAAAGAGGCACGCCAGUCGGGCGUCUUCGAUGCCAUACAGCGUUCGUUGAAAUGUUGCGGCAAGAAUGGUUUCACCGACUACGUUGUAAUACUGCAGAGCCCACCGCCAAGCUGUUGUGAGAAUGACAACUGCGCGAAUCCGUUGAACGUCUAUGGCGGUUGCCGUAGCAAAUUCCAGGAAUUCAUGUCCUUCAGUACUGACACAGCCAAAUAUGUUGGUUUGGGAUUGAUUGGUGUGGAGUUGGUCGGCUUCAUUUUCGCCUGCUGCUUAGCCAAUAACGUACGCAACUAUAAGCGACGAAAUGCUUAUUAAUCGAGGAUAAACAGCGUCCAUGUUCCAUACAUUUUAAUUUUUUUUUGAUGUCGUCCUCAAACGCGCAUUCAAUUCCAAUCUAAAUAGUAAUUGAAGUGAACCAUUGAUUUAUAAGUAUAUUUAUGUAUGUAUGUAGUUUUUCCCUAAGAAAUAUACAUUAUAUAUUGAAUACACAUUUACAAAGC